UUGUUGUAGCUAGCUAUAGAAAUAUACAAACUAGCUACUUCGCGCUAACUUGUCAAGCAAAGAAGAUAACAAAGACAUUUUGGGGAAAUUGUAAUAUGAAAAAAGACGUGUCGGGGACAUUAGGAUUUGUCUCUCAAAAAGACAUCGUCUACAACAAACUUCUGCCAUAUGCGGAUAUAUUAGACGACGAAUCCAAUGUCAUUUUGGGUCAAAUCAAAGGGAACUUGGGCCGGGCUGUCCAGCUUCGAGAGAUAUGGCCGGGUGUCUUGUUUUGGACAAGGAAACUUUCCACGUACAUACGGCUGUACGGCAGGAAGUUCAGCAAGGAGGACCAUGUGCUGUUCAUCAAGCUGCUGUACGAGUUGAUCACCAUCGACAAGCUGGAGAUCAGCAUGAUGCAAGGCCUCGCCCGGCUACUCAUCAACCUCCUCAAAAAAACAGAGUUGCUGUCGCGUGAGGACCUGGAGUUGCCUUGGAGACCACUGUACGAGCUGCAAGACAGGAUCCUCUACUCAAAGACAGAACACCUGGGCCUCAACUGGUUCCCCAAUUCUCUACGGCCUCGUGCUUCCUCUAAACACGUAAUGAUAAAAUUGUUUCAGAGGUGCUCGGUGGAAAAUGUUCUGAAAACACUUGUGAAAAGCUGCAGACCGUAUUUUCCGGAGUCGGCCACCCAGGAGAUGUUGGAGGAGUGGCGUCCACUGCUCUGUCCAUUUGACGUGACCAUGCAGAGAGCAAUAGGAUACUUAGAGCUCUUCCUCCCCACCACCCUACCCCCAGAGCUGCACCACAAGGGCUUCAAGUUGUGGUUUGAUGAGCUCAUCAGCUUGUGGGUGGCAGUACAGAACCUUCCAGGUUGGGAGGUGCAUCUUGUCAACCUGUUUGCCCGCUUGGCCAACGACAACAUUGGCUACAUUGACUGGGACCCAUAUAUACCCAAGAUCUUCACCAGAGUGCUGCGGAGUCUGAACCUCCCGGUGGGGACCAGUCAGAUGCUGGUUCCCAGAUACCUGACAAACGCCUACGACGUCGUACACGUGGUCCUCUGGGUCUCCGCUUUACUGGGAGGCCCCAGUAAACAAGCCCAGGCACAGCUCCGUGGCCUUUUCAACAGCAUCACGUCUUUCUUCCACCCAUCCAACCAUGGACGCUGGCUGAUGAAGUUGAUGAAGCUGCUGCAGCGCCUCCCGGCCAGCGUGGUAAGACGGCUCCACCGGGAGCGCUACCGGAAGCCCACGUGGCUCACUCCGGUACCGGACAGCCACAAGUUGACGGAGGCGGACAUCACGGCGUUUGUGGAGAGUAUGAUGCAGCCGGUGCUGCUGGCCAUGUUCAGUAAGACGGGCAGUCUGGAUGCUGCUCAGGCCCUGCAGAACCUGGCCCUCAUGAGACCUGAACUUGUCAUACCACCAGUGCUGGAAAAAACCUACCCUGCUAUGGAGACCCUGACAGAACCCCACCAGCUGACUGCCACCCUGAGCUGUAUGAUCGGCGUGGCUCGCAGCCUGGUGUCUGGGGGGCAGCGCUUCCCUGAGGGCCCUACACACAUGCUGCCCCUCCUCAUGAGGGCUCUGCCCGGUGUUGACCCCAAUGACUUCAGCAAGUGCAUGAUAACAUUCCAAUUCAUUGCUACGUUUGUUACUCUUGUGCCUUUGGUGGACUGUUCCUCUGCUGUUCAUGAAAGGAGCGACCUGACAGCGGUGGAGAGAGAGAUGUGCUCAGCCUCGGCAGAGUUUGAGGACUUUGUUCUUCAGUUCAUGGACAGGUGUUUUGCCCUGAUAGACAGCAGUACUCUAGAGCAGACCAGAGAGGAGACAGAGACUGAGAAGAUGACCCAUCUGGAGAGCCUGGUGGAGCUGGGACUAUCUUCUACCUUCAGCACCAUCCUCACACAGUGCUCUAUAGACAUCUUCAAGGUGGCUCUGGAGAAGGUCUUCAUCUUUGCCACCACCAACAUCUUUGAGACUCGUGUGGCUGGCAGGAUGGUGGCUGACAUGUGCAGAGCAGCCUCCAAGGUUCACCCUGCACAGUCUUUGAAGCUUUUGGUACCACAUUGCUGCAAUGCCAUAAACCAGCUCACUGUCAAUGAGGAGGUGUUGAGUGAGGAGGAACUGGAUAAGGAGUUACUAUGGAACCUUCAGCUACUGUCAGAGGUGACUCGUGUGGACGGGGACAAGAUCCUCCCCUACAGCACCCAGCUGGUUCAGAUCCUGCAGCUGACCCUCCACCUGAAGUGUAAACAGGGCUACACCCUGGCCUGUAACCUGCUGCAUCAUAUCCUGAGGUCUACAGCUCUCAUCUACCCCACAGAGUACUGCAGUGUACCAGGAAGCUUUCAGCAGCCCACACAGGAUUACCUGCCCAUCAAGGACUGGGGUCGUCCGGGGGACCUGUGGAACCUUCACAUCCAGUGGCACGUCCCCAGUGUGGAGGAGACCAGAUUUGUGUUCUAUGUUCUGGACCUGAUCUUACAGCCAGAGCUGCUGCGACUGCAGAGAUACGCCCAGGGGGAACGGGACAUGACCAGGGAUGACGUCCUACAGAGUUUGUCUAUCGUACAGCACUGUCUUCUGGGAGCAGGAAGUCUGUUUCCACCGCUGCGAGGAGAGCCCAUCCCAGAACUAGUUACUAGCAUGGUGAAUCUGGGUGAGACCAACCUCUUCACAGGAGUGUCCUAUUGUCCUGAUGAUUUCACUUCAUGUCAACGUAACGGUUGGUUCUGUUGUAUGUCCCCAGAUCACAUUCUGGAACACUCCGAGGACGACACCAAGUCUCUAUUCUCCAUCAUCAAGAUCAUCAGUGACCUGCUACACUUCAAAGGCUCCCAAAAACACGAGUUUGACUCUCGCUGGAAGAGCUUCAACCUGGUCAAGAAGUCCAUGGAGAACAGGCUUCAUGGCAGGAAGCAGCACAUCAGAGCCCUACUGAUCGACAGAGUUAUGCUACAGCAUGAGCUUCGUAAGCUAACAGUGGAGGGGUGUGAGUACAGGAGUAUCCACCAGGAACUGAUGAGGGAUCUGCUGAGGCUAUCCACCAGCACCUACAGUCAGGUGCGUAGCCGGGCUCAGAGUGUGCUGUUCACGGCUCUGGGAACCUAUAACUUCUGCUGCAGGGACGUGAUCCCCCGUGUGCUGGAGUUCCUGGAACCAGACCGCUCCGACGUCACACAGCAGCAGUUCAAAGGUGCCUUAUACUGUCUCUUGGGGAACCACAGUGGGGUGUGCCUGGCCAACCUGCACGACUGGGACUGCAUCACCCUGACCUGGCCUGCCAUCGUCCGCUCAGGACUUAGCUCAGCUAUGUCCCUGGAGAAGCCCUCCAUCGUCCGCCUGUUCGACGACCUCGCUGACAAGAUCCACCGCCAGUACGAGACCAUCGGCAUAGACUUUGCUAUCCCAUCAGAAUGCCGUGCGGUGGCGGUGCAGCUCCAGACCUCUGGUGUUCCUCUGCCCCCGGAACCUGUCCCCUCAGACCAAGAAGAAGCAGAGGGCCUCAGGAAGCAGGAGGAGAAGAACUUAGACUCUGAACAGAAAUAUGACAAGCUGGUUGGUGAACUUCUGGACCGCCUCAAUGACAGAAACAUGCCCUGGAAGUUUGAGCACAUUGCCAUUGGCUUCAUGUCUCUGUUACUGAGGGAUGACCACCCCCUCCCCUCCCCCGCUGUCCUUUUCUUCGUCAAGAGCCUCAACCAUGACUCCCUCCUGGUCCGCAAGGUGGCGAUAUCAGCUGUGGCAGGGAUCAUGAAGCAACUCAAGAGGCCACACAGAAAAGUACCAGUCAGCCCCAACACGCUCUGUGGUAUGAAAGAGCUGGCUGGUUUGAUAGCAGGGGACAGGCCUGAUAACCAGUGGCUCCAGUAUAACAGUGGUAUGAAAGAGCUGGCUGGUUUGAUAGCAGGGGACAGGCCUGAUAACCAGUGGCUCCAGUAUAACAGUAGCAGUCUGCCUCGUACCCAGCAGGACUGGGAGGGCUGUACGUUUGUAGAGAAGACUCACUGGGGAUACUACAGCUGGCCACAGAAACUCAUGAUGUACGCUCCUUCUGAGGAGCAGCCCAAACAAGGACUGAGCAGGGAGGAGAUGACAGAGCGAGAGCAGAUCAUCUACGACCACUUCUCAGAUCCAGGAUUCAUCAACCAGCUGAUUGAGUUCCUCUCUCUGGAGGACCGCAAGGGCAAGGACAAGUUCAGUCCCCGCAGGUUCUGCCUUUUCAAGGUGGAGAGUCUGUGGGAGCUGCUGUGUCCUCUGAUCCGUACAGCUCUGAACAACAUCACUGUAAGAAAAUAUGCUGACUGGGGCACCUUCGCCACAGCCUGUUCCUCUCUCCUGCCCAGUCGUCUGUAUGUGCUGCAGGGGGGCCUGGCUCAACAGGAGUGGAGGGUCCCUGAGCUGCUCCACAGACUGCUGCAGUACCUAGAGCCCAAACUCACACAGGUCUACAAGAACGUCCGUGAGCGCAUCGGAAGCGUCCUCACCUACAUCUUCAUGAUAGACGUCAAUCUGCCGUAACCCAGCAAACUACUGAAGAUCAAGGAGUUCACAGAGCGAAUAAUGCUGCGCCUCAAACCCCUGAUGGAGGGGGACGAGGAGAUCCAGAACCACGUGGUAGAGGAGAACGAUGUGGGGGAGCAGGACGAGAGGACACAGGCCAUCAAACUACUGAAGACAGUACUCAAGUGGCUGAUGGCCAGUGCUGGACGCUCCUUCUCCACGGCCGUUCCAGAGCAGCUCCAGUUGCUACCCCUGCUGUUCAAGAUCGCUCCGGUGGAGAAUGAUGACAGUUAUGAUGAGCUGAAGAGGGAUGCAAAGACCUGUCUGUCUCUGAUGUCCCAGGGACUACUCUACACAGAGCAGAUACCACUGGUCCUGCUGGCCCUGCAAGAGUGGAUCAGCCAGCUCCACAUAUCACAUCUCUUUCCUUCUCUCCCCCAGGUGAGGGAGAUGGCUGCCACCACUCUGAGCGGUUUCCUUCAGUGUAACUUCCUGUCCAUAGAGGGCCCCAUGCAGAGCCACUUCGAGGCCCUCUGUAAGACCCGCCUACCCAAGAAGAGGAAGAGGGAGCUGGGCUCCGUGGUGGACACCAUCCCCUCUGGAGAUCUAGUGAGGCGACAUGCUGGAGUGUUAGGUCUGAGUGCCUGUAUCCUGUCCAGCCCCUACGAUGUUCCCAGCUGGAUGCCCCAACUACUGAUGAACCUGAGCGUCCACCUCAAUGACACGCAGCCCAUUGAGAUGUCUGUGAAGAAGACACUGUCUAACUUCCGGCGGACUCAUCAUGACAACUGGCAGGAACACAAACAGCAGUUCACUGACGACCAGCUGCUGGUUCUGACCGACCUGCUUGUCUCUCCCUGCUACUAUGCCUAGAUACCUGGGCCCUGGUACAACUUUCAGAUGGAGAUGUUUUCUUAAACGGAGGAACGACACCCUGAAUGCCCUCUUUGAGCCACUCAACAGUUCCUCACUCUGUUAUUAGUCUGGGAAAGCCUCAAACUGAACAGAACAGGGCCGUUUUCACAAAGCGUCUGGGUACAAUUGCUGAUUUAGGAUCAGUUUUGCCUUUCAGAACGUAUUGAAUACCAUUAUAUGGACAUGGCGACCUGAUCCUCGAUCAGCAGCGCUACUCUGAGACGCUGUGUGACUUCCAGAACAGACGAGCCUGCAUGAGGGGAGACUCACUUUCAGGUCCCUGCCCUCUGACCAGACCAACGGACGACGCCUGGGUCAUUUUCACUAGGCACCAAACAUAAUGAAACGAGGAGGAACUACCUGGAUGUUUCCUUAGAAAAAGGUUUUGCUACGUUGUGCCGUAACGAAUACAACCCUGUACCCUGAGGACCUUGGGGAGGGGGGGAAUAUGCAUACGUAAUGGAUGGAUGGAAUGGAUGGAGUUGUGUGUUUGUUUUUAGCGCUCAUUUAUAUUUCUACUAUACUUAAUAUUUAAGGAUAAACCAUAGCAUGGAUGAUUGAUCUGCACUUUGUAAUAUUACUGUACAGUUGAUUUCACUUGUUCUUCUCCUGUGUGUGUGUGCGUGCGUGCGUGCGUGCGUGUAAUGCUUGAUGAAGAUACCUGCAGGUUUCCCUCUAUCUCUGGUCCAAGUUGUAGAGCGUGUUCCCCCAUUAGAGCACCACUACGCCUUAGGACCAGAGCUAGUUUCCCCCGUAAUAUUGCUCUCAGUACAACAUCCCCUCAAUGUUAUCAACUCUGCACCAACUAACUAUAUUAUCCCACUAGAGCAAGGCUCUCCAGCCCUGUUCCUGGGGAGCUGCCGUCCUGUACGUUUCACUAUGACCCUAAUCUAGCACACCUGAUUCUAAAAACUAUGUGGUUGAUCAGCUGAAUUAAGAUAGUUACAACUGGGGUUGGAGUGAAAACCUACAGGAGGGUAGCUCCCCAGGAACAGGGUUGGAUUGAAAACCUACAGGAGGGUAGCUCUCCAGGAAUAGGGUUGGAUUGAAAACCUACAGGAGGGUAGCUCUCCAGGAAUAGGGUUGGAUUGAAAACCUACAGGAGGGUAGCUCCCCAGGAACAGGGUUGGAUUGAAAACCUACAGGAGGGUAGCUCUCCAGGAAUAGGGUUGGAUUGAAAACCUACAGGAGGGUAGCUAUCCAGGAACAGGGUUGGAGUUAAAACCUACAGGAGGGUAGCUCUCCAGGAACAGGGUUGGAGUUAAAACCUACAGGAGGGUAGCUAUCCAGGAACAGGGUUGGAGUUAAAACCUACAGGAGGGUAGCUCUCCAGGAAACAGGGUUGGAGUUAAAACCUACAGGAGGGUACUCUCCAGGAACAGGUUUGGAGUUAAAACCUACAGGAGGGUAGCUCUCCAGGAAACAGGGUUGGAGAGCCCUGCUCUCGAGGAUAGGAACCAUAUGGUCCCAGGUCUCCAAUGAAGUGUUCUUAGCCACAGUCUGUAUGUGUUCAGAUGAUCGUUCAUUAUCAUUAGAUUAGGAGUGUUUCCCAAAUGGACCCUUUUCCUUUUAGUGCACUACUUUUGACAAGGGCCCAUAAGGCUCUGAUCAAAAGUAGUGUACUAUAUAGGGAAUAGAGUGUCAUUUGGGACAUAACUUAGAUUUUAACCUGGCACACACAUUUACAUACUUGUUGUUUGUGUACUUUGUUUAUCUCUGCUAUAUGCAUAUUUGAUUAUGUGUGUAUACCAUGUGUAUGUAACAUAAAUGCACAAACAGGUUUAUUUAUUUGUUUGAAGUGCUGAUUUUAUUAUUCUUAAGAGUUGCUGGUAAUGAAAGCUUUUGGUUUGUGAGUAGAUAGAUUGUUCAGCUUGUUAGUGACGGAGCAUUUGAUGUAAUCUGCUCUCGCUUGGGCAAUGAUGACUAUGUAGCAGAGUGAGAGUGUGUGAGUGUGUGUUCAUUCAUUCGUUCCUCAAGGCUAUGUGCAAGGUUUUCAGCUGAUGGGUACAGUUUAAUCAUCAUGGCAUGUCUAAACCCCUCUCAAAACCCCAAGGGACUCAUUUCCCAGACACAGAUCAAGCCUGGUCCUGGACUAAAAACAUGAUAUAAUUGGAGUCUCCAUUGAAACAAAGCUUUUUAGUCCAGGACCAGGCUUGAUCUGUAUCUGGGAAACGGGGCCCAAGGAAUAGUCAAACAUCCUGUCCACCACCUUAGCAUCGCACCCCUUCCCCUCUACUCAUCAAUAUAACAUUGUUCUCCAUUCUUUUUAAAAACCCUAGUGAGAGAUUUAUUUUUGGUUCAAUAUUUACUUUUCCAUGAAGACUUGAAAAUCUAGUCUCAUUGGUUCAGUUUAGUACCUCACACCUGUUUAGUGUAGUGCCAAAACUGCACUGAUUCUUUUUAGAUGUACUGUUUUCUGAAGAAAAUAAAGAAAUUCAUGGGUUGUUUGUAACAAA
Messenger RNA from Oncorhynchus masou masou (cherry salmon), 7861 nucleotides. RefSeq names its product proteasome activator complex subunit 4B-like. Gene Ontology annotation, molecular function: peptidase activator activity; proteasome binding. The record is from RefSeq and is a predicted model, not a curated record. The transcript is spliced from 42 exons. Lineage: Eukaryota; Metazoa; Chordata; Actinopteri; Salmoniformes; Salmonidae. Gene Ontology annotation, cellular component: nucleus; cytosol; spermatoproteasome complex. Gene Ontology annotation, biological process: proteasomal ubiquitin-independent protein catabolic process.